Meleagris gallopavo (turkey) is the source of this 1413-nucleotide messenger RNA. It is a transcript of the gene TMEM40, whose product is annotated as transmembrane protein 40. The record is from RefSeq and is a predicted model, not a curated record. NCBI's taxonomy places the organism in Eukaryota, Metazoa, Chordata, Aves, Galliformes, Phasianidae.
CUGGGAUGGGCGUGACUUUACUCAGAGGACAACUCGAGUUCUUUCAGCUUCUGCUGAGUUCACUUCCUUUCCUCAGAGCAGCCCAGGAGCCGAGCACGAGGAGAAACACAUGCCAGGUACAGAAAUGGAGAACCUCAGUGUCCCACUCCCAGAUCUCAGUGAAGAACAGCAAGAUGUUUUCCAGAGGGCUUUUAUUGCUGAUGACAAUUACUUGGAGAAUCACGAGAAAAUGAACCAGUCCUUCUGGGAAUCACUUGUAAAAAGCUUAGCCACCACUGAUCCACCUAUCCUGGCCACUGAAGAGAAGAACAGUCUCCUCAACAAGUGCAGCGUCCUGCCUGGGGGCUGUGCAGCCUGCCUGAAAGCCAUAGAGACAAAAGGCGUCAGGGCAAUGGCAGUCCUUUACCUCUUGCUGAAGAGUUCCAACCCAUCUGUGUAUCAGCAGCUGCCCAGUUCCAAGGGAAAGGACCAAAAAUUAAAACUCCUCAAGAGAUUGGAAAGAAAUCUCAUGCUUUCGCAAGAGGAUAAAAAGGCUGAAAACUCAUCCCAGGAAUCCACAGAUGAAGAUACACGUGACAGUGAUGAAGAUGAUUUAGGAAGACACAAGACUGAAGGCCAACUGCUUAGAGGUACACCAGCUGAGGUUGUUCCCUAUGGGGAUUCAGAAAUAACCAGAAGAGAAGAUUCAAUUGCAGAUGCAUAUGGGAACAAGAACAUUCACCCUCAGUGGACAGUACGGUGGAUGGGCAUACGCAAGGAUGAUGAAUUCUUUCAUUUUGUUAUUCUUUGCUUUGCAAUUGGAGCUUUACUAGUUUGCUACUACUACUACAAAGAUUGGACAAUUUCUCUUGGAAUUGGUUUAAUCACCUUUGCUUCUCUGGAAACCACUGGGAUUUAUUUUGGUCUAGUGUAUCGACUUCGGAGCGUGCUGGACAGUUUUGUUCCUCUGAUCGAGAAGUUCAGGCCAACAGGUAUGAGGAAAGCUGCCUAAGAGUAUUUCAGAAGAAUUCAACAAAACUCUCCUGUUUGGAUUUAUAGUAUUAAAAGAACUCCUUUAUCAGGCAGUCAUAAAAUCAUAACAGCUAACACAAAACACCGAAAUGUUAAACAAUAGAAAUAUAUUCAGUCCACUCAAAAAUGAAGUUAAAACUGAAGAGAUUUGUAACUCAGCUGAGCUUGUAAGAUUUAGAUCCAAGUUUAUAUUUAAUUCUGCUCAAUAUAAGCACCUUCUCCUUCCCUCCCACAUUUAUUCACAUUAAGUCCAGCUAUCGUGUAUGAAAAUCAACACAAAGACCUGUACUAUUUUCAGCUGGUUCUGGAUGUUUCAAUAGGAAUCUUGGCACUAGAAAGCCACCUUCUUUUUACCCUUCUGAUGCUGCAAGUCAGGCAAACACCAGAUGCCGGCUUACACAG